AUGAGUGGAGCCAAUGCGACUGAAGAAAGUGCUCCAAGACGCGGAUCUUACGUUCCAGUGGAGUUCACCCCAGAAGUCGAGAAACAAUGUCUGAAACAGGUGGAGUUCUACUUUUCUGAGUUCAAUUUCCCUUACGACAAGUUUCUGCGUGCGACCGCGGACAAGAAUGAGGGGUGGGUUCCCAUUUCAACGAUAGCGACUUUCAACAGAAUGAAGAAGUUCCGCCCUGUGGAGAAGGUUGUCGAGACUCUGCGCAGUUCUGAGAUUUUGGAGGUCAGCGAGGAUGGAGAAAACGUCAAGAGACGCGUUCCACUAGACCUUCAAAGCGACGCCAGACGCGAGAGAGGCAAGAGAACUGUCGCUGUGAUGAACUUCGACUACGAGAACAAACAGGAGAAGACCGAGCUUCAAGAAGAGAUUGAGAAGUUCUUCAACAGUCUUGGUCCCGUCAGCCAGGUGCGUUUGAAGAAGGACCACCGCAAAAACUUCAACGGUACCGUCAUCGUUGAGUUCGCGCAGGAAAAAGAUGCGAACGACUUUAUAGAAACUUACGGACCCGGCAAGGAGACCCUCUCUUUCCAAGGCCGCAAGUUGGAUGCUGUCACCAAGAAGCAGUACGACCAGCAGCGCGAAGCUACACGCAGCAAGAACUUCAGUGGCUCUGGCCAGCGCUCGCGCUCUUUCACCGGUCACAGAAAGAACAUGCCAAAGUUGAAGAAGUCUGAAGAGAAGGACGGUGCCAAGGAUGCAUCUGAGGGAGCUUCUGAGGCUGCAGGUGAAGCUUCUAAAGAAGCUGCAGCAAAGGAAGCGUCGGAGUCCGCAGUCGAAUAA
Molecule: messenger RNA, 831 nt
Organism: Lachancea thermotolerans CBS 6340
Lineage: Eukaryota; Fungi; Ascomycota; Saccharomycetes; Saccharomycetales; Saccharomycetaceae
Gene: LHP1
Product: tRNA maturation protein LHP1
Exons: 1
Coding region: 1-831 (276 amino acids)
Biological process (GO): RNA processing
Cellular component (GO): nucleus
Molecular function (GO): mRNA binding
Source: RefSeq, a predicted model, not a curated record